This is a messenger RNA of Pseudopipra pipra, 1359 nucleotides long. It is a transcript of the gene PTHLH, whose product is annotated as parathyroid hormone like hormone. NCBI's taxonomy places the organism in Eukaryota, Metazoa, Chordata, Aves, Passeriformes, Pipridae. The transcript has 4 exons. The record is from RefSeq and is a predicted model, not a curated record. Gene Ontology annotation, biological process: bone mineralization. Gene Ontology annotation, molecular function: hormone activity. Gene Ontology annotation, cellular component: extracellular region. Bases 344 to 877 code for a protein of 177 amino acids.
GUCGGGGGGUGCGGGGGGGUGACCGGCCGCGCUCCCACUGCUCCGGGCACCGCUGUCCCCGCAGCCUCGCACGGGAGCGCAACCUGACACAGAGGUUUGCAACGCCCUGGCCAGGCUGAAGGAGGGCGAAGUGGAAGAAGAAGAGAGAGAGGAGGAGAAAACUUUCCACUAGUUUACUUUUUUGGCCAGGAGCGUCUGUGUUCAUAGACGGCGAGUCCUUCCCCCAGCCCUCCUCCUUUGCCCCCCACCCCCUCGCUAGCGUACAAUUAGCAUCAUUAGGGAUCGACCCUCCAGCUAAUAGGGGAAAGGCGACGAACCACGGUUUUAAGCCCCGGAGGAUACAAUGUUCACUAAACUCUUCCAGCAGUGGAGUUUCGCGGUGUUCCUGCUGAGUUAUUCUAUGCCCUCUUACGGCAGAUCAGUAGAGGGGAUCAGUCGCAGACUCAAACGGGCUGUAUCAGAGCACCAGCUAUUGCAUGACAAGGGCAAGUCAAUCCAAGAUUUACGAAGAAGAAUAUUCCUUCAAAAUUUAAUUGAAGGUGUCAACACUGCAGAAAUCCGCGCCACGUCGGAGGUGUCCCCUAACCCUAAGCCUGCUACCAACACGAAGAACUACCCUGUCCGAUUUGGCAGUGAAGAUGAGGGCAGAUACCUAACUCAGGAGACAAACAAAUCACAGACCUACAAGGAGCAGCCCCUGAAGGCAUCAGGGAAGAAAAAGAAAGCAAAGCCUGGAAAACGUAAAGAGCAAGAGAAGAAAAAGAGGAGAACCCGCUCAACUUGGCUAAAUUCUGACAUCUAUGGAGACAUCGUGACUGAGAGCCCACUCUUGGACAACUCUGUUACUACACAUAAUCACACUUUAAGGAGGCGCUGACAUUUUCAGCAAGAGAUUUUCAGAAGACAUAUUGCAGUAUUCUGUAAUAGUGAACAUAUGGGAAGUAUUAAAAUAUUUAUUACCUGUAAAUAUUGUAAAUGCUCAGAAUAAAACCUUUUUCCCCCAUUGCUCUCUGAAACUGCACAUUUGGUUAUUGUGAAUUUUCUUUUUUUUUUUUUUUUUUUUUGGCUAAGGCUAAGACAAUUAUUAUUGUCACAUCUACCAUAAUUUAUUUUGUUGACUGGUGUAUUUAUUUUGUGAACAUAUCUUGGUGCUGCUGACUUUCUAUAUUUUUUGUAACAUAAUGCACUUUAGAUAUACAUAUUGAGUACAUUGAUAACUGACAUAAAAUAUUCCUGUUUUGUGGUUGAUUUCAAUGAAUGCCUACAUACCAUUGUUCAAACUGAUUUUCCUUUGUGCAUGUAUAAUAGCAGUAUUUUAAAAUUUGUAAAGAAUGUCUAAUAAAAUAUAAUCUAAUUAAA